AUGGUCUCAUUGAGAAGUUUCCUGCUGGUCUUCGGAUCCCUUUUAUCUGCCGUGCUUGCUGCACCGACUCUCGAAAGUCGCCAGACUCUGCAGACGAUUCCGGGGAAGUAUAUUGUCACCUUCAAACCGGGAACCGACGAUGCCAAGAUCGACGAGCAUACCGCUUGGGCGACCAACCUUCACAGGCGGCACCUUGAAGGCCGUAGUUUUAUUGAUGGAGACCUUCCAGCUGGCAUUGAGAGAUAUUACAAAAUCAACAGGUUUGCUGCAUACGCUGGUUCCUUCGACGAUGCCACCAUUGCGGCCAUUCGCCAACAUGCAGAUAUUGCGAACGUCGAGGAAGACCAGGUCUGGGAUCUCGACGGACUGGUCACCGAGCACAAUGCGCCGUGGGGCCUAGGAUGCAUCUCGCAUCGAGGACAGACUAGCACUGACUACGUCUAUGACGAUAGUGCCGGGAUUGGCACCUAUGCUUAUAUCGUAGAUACAGGCAUUUUGAGCUCUCAUGACGAAUUCAGUGGUCGCGUCCUCUUGGCAUACAAUGCUGCUGGAGGACAGCAUGUCGAUGGUGUUGGACACGGGACCCAUGUUGCCGGAAUCAUUGGUGGACGAACGUACGGCGUGGCGAAGAGAGCGACUCUGGUUUCGGUGAAGGUCUUUGUUGGGGAAUCCAGCUCUACCUCGGUCAUCCUUGAUGGCUUCAACUGGGCUGUCAAUGAUAUCGUGAGCAAGAAUCGCACGAGCAAAUCUGUGAUCAAUAUGAGCUUGGGUAUAUUCUGUGGAAGCUAUUCCAGCACGUUCAACGAUGCGGUGGAGAAUGCUUUCGAUGAGGGAGUGCUCUCUGUUGUCGCUGCAGGCAACGAAAAUAGAGAUGCCUCGCGAACGAGCCCCGCGUCUGCGCCGGAUGCUGUUACCGUCGCCGCCAUCAACCGGCGUAACUCCCGCUCCAAUUUCUCUAAUUACGGCGCCUUUGUCGACAUUUUUGCUCCCGGCGAGGAUAUUCUGUCCUCUUGGAUAGGAUCAGACACGACGACUCGGAGCAUCUCGGGGACCUCAAUGGCCACGCCCCACGUUGCUGGUCUGACGAUGUACCUCAUGGCGCUUGAGAACCUGUCUACGCCAGCUGCGGUGACGGCCCGCUUGAAGGCAUUGGCCACACGGAACGUAGUCACUAAUACCGCUGGAAGCCCGAACCUCUUGGCAUAUAACGGAAACGGAAGAGCAGACAACCACCAGGGAGAUGGGGAUGGCGAUGGAGAUAACGACGGAGAUUUGGAAUGA
Messenger RNA from Aspergillus aculeatinus CBS 121060, 1281 nucleotides. RefSeq names its product S8 family peptidase. Gene Ontology annotation, molecular function: serine-type endopeptidase activity. Gene Ontology annotation, biological process: proteolysis. The record is from RefSeq and is a predicted model, not a curated record. Bases 1 to 1281 code for a protein of 426 amino acids. Lineage: Eukaryota; Fungi; Ascomycota; Eurotiomycetes; Eurotiales; Aspergillaceae. The transcript is spliced from 4 exons.